Messenger RNA from Linum tenue, 755 nucleotides. Lineage: Eukaryota; Viridiplantae; Streptophyta; Magnoliopsida; Malpighiales; Linaceae. The record is from the annotation of a GenBank genome assembly.
ACCGAGUUUAACCCGACUGUAUCAAACCAUUAUCAAUCCAAUCCGAUCAUGGAUGAAACCGUUUUCAAUCUAAUCCAAUUUUCAGUUGUAGAUUUGACACCGUUUUCAUAUGAAGUUAAACUAGACCGGUCCGUUGAAGUUGAAAUCGCGCUCAUUGAUUCCGGAGCCGACGCCUCCGAAUUCGACUGCGAUGGCCUUACCCCGACCGAUGCACGCUGCUAAGCAUGGCCAUGGCGACGUCGUCAAUUCCCUUCUCGAAGCUGUCUCUCCUUGGAAGUUGGAACGCUCUUUCCGCUUCUAAUCACUCCGCUGGCAACUUCGCUAUGGAUGCCGGCAACCAGGAAGCAUUCGAUAUCAUCCUCAAUUCUGGUAUUUUCUUUGACACUUAUGGGGAGUAUUAUAAAGAUUUGAGGGAGUUCCAUCAACAUCUGCCCAAGUUGUUGAGACCUGGAGGGGAUUUAUUCGUUCUUCAAUGGGCUAUGUGGAGGUAAAUAGGCAAUGCAUUCUUCUAUAUAGUUUACUGUAAUUUAGUUUCGCUAGAGUGCGAGAAUCUGGGGUACUCGACGCAGUUGAUUCCCUUUCCUGUUAAGGAAUGCUUUGCCGAAGAUGUUUGGGAAGGAGUGAGACACAAGUAUUGGCAGCUUGAUACCUGCUACCUCCAUGUUUGUCAGUCUUCACAGGAUUCUGAAAGACUAUUAUCUAAAAUCUGAAUUAUUGAGAGAUUCUUAUAAUUAAACAUGGUUGUUUCUUCUGCU